Molecule: messenger RNA, 1539 nt
Organism: Lodderomyces jiufengensis
Lineage: Eukaryota; Fungi; Ascomycota; Pichiomycetes; Serinales; Debaryomycetaceae
Exons: 1
Coding region: 1-1539 (512 amino acids)
Biological process (GO): regulation of transcription by RNA polymerase II
Cellular component (GO): mediator complex
Molecular function (GO): transcription coactivator activity
Source: RefSeq, a predicted model, not a curated record
AUGCCGCAUCCAGGUAGACCUAAGGGUCGUAUGAAUAAAAAGACUCAACAAAUACAUCAAGAAGCAUUAGCAAGAGCACAAGCAGCACAACAACAAGGACAACAAGCCCAUAGAGCAGCUCAACAUAAUCAACAACAUCCUCAUCACCAACAACAACAUCCAUCACGUAACAACUCAGCAAUAAAAGAAGAUGGUGGGAUAACGCUACAUGAUGAAGCUGAUUUAAUAUCAUAUAGAAAUGAUGCAUUAAUUAGAUAUGUUUCAAAUCAUGAAUAUAUUGAAAAUAUAACCGCGAAAGUAAUUCACUCAACCAAAAUCAUUCCACCGACACUAUACCCCAAUUUACCAAAACGGAAUAAAGAAGAUUAUUCAACUCCAAUGAAUCCAGAAGAAAUAUAUUAUGGAGACUUAGAAUAUAUGAAGCACGUAGAUGGAAAUUUAAUAAAAAAUCUAAAAAUUAUGAAAUCAGAUGAUGAUCCAGGUUUUACAAGGUAUCUAUUCAAUUGUCCACAAUAUAAAGUUCAGCAAAAGAGAAAUAGUGAAUUGGAAAAAUUAGAAAGAGAUGUUCAUAAUAAAGAAUCUUUGCACAAGUUAGAAGAAAAGUAUGAUUCAGUGCUAAAAGAAUACAAAUCAAAGUUUGAUAGAGAGUAUGUAAUUUUACCACAUGUUGAACAAUACAGUAUACCUACUUCAAAACUAGAUCCAAAUUUGAAAGUUGAAGAAGCUCCAAAAGAUUAUGAUCCUAGAAAGAUAAUGGAAGAAAGACAGAAGCAACAACAAGAACAAUCACAGAAGAACCAAAGCCAGCAACAACAGCCUCUACCGAACUAUAAUUUAAAUGCACAACCUCAAGAACAAAUUGAAUUUAGUAAUAUGAAUGGAAGUAAUGGAAAAGACAACAUCAAUCAUCAAAACAACAACAAUGGAGUACAUUCAGCAAAUAUCGAGAACAGCGGAGAUUUUUCGUUACCUAUGAAUCAAAUGGGCGAGGAAAAUUCUUUAUUACCAGAAGAUAGCAGAUCCAAUGGCCAAAUCGCACAAUCACAACCGCAACAACAACAACCCAAACCAGUACAAGAAGUAAUAGCCUCAAAUGCUAAUCAAGACAAUGAAGAUGAUGAUGACGUCGACGAUGACAAUUCAAAUGGGGAAGGUGAAGAAGAUGAGGAACACAACCAAAUGGAACAAGAAGAAGAUAUACCACAACAAGAUCAACAAUCACAACAACCACAACAAGAAGAGCCGAAUCAUAAUGCAUUGGCAGAUACAGAUUUGAAUGUCUUAUUUGAUGACAAUCAUCACGACGUUGACGAAGAAAUGAAUGAUAUUAAUGAUGAUGAAAAUAACAAAAACACUGGUGAUAAUAAUAAUAACCCAUUGGGCAUGGACGUUGAUGUUGAUGUAGAUGUUAAUGAUCAUCUGGCUAUAGUGAAUGAUGAUAUUGGUGAAUUAUAUAAUUUUGAUGGUGAUGAUGAUUUAAUGGGAGGAGAUUCAGGAUUUGAACAUGACUUUUUAGAUCAAAUUAAUAAUAUGGAUUAA